This is a messenger RNA of Rhinichthys klamathensis goyatoka, 1237 nucleotides long. It is a transcript of the gene amd1, whose product is annotated as adenosylmethionine decarboxylase 1. Gene Ontology annotation, molecular function: adenosylmethionine decarboxylase activity. Gene Ontology annotation, biological process: spermine biosynthetic process; spermidine biosynthetic process. The coding region runs from base 204 to 1211 and encodes 335 amino acids. The transcript is spliced from 9 exons. Gene Ontology annotation, cellular component: cytosol. The record is from RefSeq and is a predicted model, not a curated record. NCBI's taxonomy places the organism in Eukaryota, Metazoa, Chordata, Actinopteri, Cypriniformes, Leuciscidae.
CAGUAUGGCCGGCGAUAUUAGCUAGCACUCGCUCACGGUAUUCUCUGCAAAAGGGAAGACGGUAAAAAAAACAAGGCAACUACAUCUGGACUGCUCAAGGACUGUAACUAAGCUAAUAAAUUAUAACUACCAAAAAAGGACUAAUUAAAUUGGGAUUCCAUCCGACGCUUAAAUUUCUGUUGUUGGAGUCUGCUUGUCUCACGAUGGAAGAGGACAGCGGUGCACACUUCUUCGAGGGGACCGAGAAGCUCCUGGAGGUCUGGUUCUCCCGGCAGGACGAGGCCAAAGGGACUGGGGAUCUGCGCACUAUCCCCAGAUUUGAGUGGGACAAACUUCUGGAGAAUGUGCAUUGCUUGAUUAUAAGUGUGACAAAGACUGACAAGCAGGAAGCUUAUAUACUCAGUGAGAGUAGCAUGUUUGUCUCCAAGAGACGUUUCAUUUUGAAGACAUGCGGAACCACCCUCUUACUGCAGGCACUGGUGCCACUGCUGGAGCUGGCUCGCGAGUACUGCGGCUUUGAUGCCAUCGAGAAUUUCUUCUAUUCUCGUAAAAACUUUAUGAAGCCCACCCAUCAAGAGUUCCCUCACCGCAACUUCCAGGAGGAAGUCGAGUUUCUCAGCCAGAUUUUUCCAAAUGGAGCAGCCUACUGUAUGGGGCGUCUGAACUCAGACUGCUGGUAUUUGUUUACGCUGGAGCUGCCGGAAUACUGGGAGAACAAGCAGGCGGACCAGACUCUCGAAGUUCUGAUGAGUGACCUUGACCCAGCUGUGAUGGACCAGUUCUACAUGAAAGACGGUGUUUCUGCUAAUGAUGUCACUCGUAUGAGUGGAAUUCGUGACCUGAUUCCAGGUUCAGUGAUUGAUGCCACGAUGUUCAACCCCUGUGGAUACUCCAUGAAUGGAAUGAAAACGGAUGGAACUUACUGGACGAUUCACAUCACCCCUGAACCAGAGUUCUCUUAUGUCAGCUUUGAAACCAACCUCUCCCAGACGUCCUAUGAUGAGAUCAUCCGCAAGGUCGUGGAUGUCUUCAAUCCAGGGAAAUUCGUGACCACGCUUUUCGUCAAUCAGAGCUCCAAGUGUCGCAGCGUUUUCUCUCCGGCUCAGAAAAUCGAGGGCUUCCGCCGCCUUGACCGCCAGUUGGCCCACUUCAACGACUACAAUUUCGUCUUCACCAGUUACGCCAAGAAUCGGCAGCAGAACCAGAGCUGAACCUCUGAAAUGAAGAAGCGCAAGAA